AUAUAGUGAUUACUUGGGACGGAGUGGUGUGUGUGGGUUGGGUUGAGUUAGGUGAAAGCCUCUGUGGAAUGGGAUUGGGAAGGGAUGGAUUUCUGGCCAGAAUUUUUAGCGAGCAGUUGGGGGAGAGAAUUCGUAGCAGGAGGGUUCGGUGGUGCAGCGGGCGUAAUCUCAGGUUACCCACUGGACACGCUGAGGAUCCGUCUUCAACAGCCUUCCAAUCCCACCAAAUCUGCCAUCGGUCUCCUCAGCCACAUCGUCUCUUCUGAGGGACCUUCCGCGUUAUACCGUGGCAUGGCCGCUCCGGUAGCCUCUGUCACCUUCCAGAAUGCUUUAGUGUUUCAAACAUAUGCAGUUCUAUCACGAGCAUUUGAUUCAUCAAACAACAACAUAGAUCCUCCUUCCUACAAAAGCGUGGGAUUAGCAGGUUUUGGAACUGGUGCUCUGCAGAGUUUGCUGCUUACCCCUGUUGAAUUAGUGAAGAUACGCCUCCAAUUACAGCAAACAACAGGAAGAUCAUCACACAAACACCAAUCAAUCGAUCAACAAGGAAGUCCAGUAAGCCUUGCUAAAUACAUUUUCAGGAGAGAAGGGAUGAAGGGACUCUACCGAGGUCUCACCAUCACUGCCCUCCGAGACGCACCUGCUCACGGCUUCUACUUCUGGACCUACGAGUACACAAGAGAGAAAUUCCACCCAGGUUGUCGAAAGAAUGGUCAAGAGAGCCUCCAAACAAUGUUGUUUGCCGGCGGACUUGCAGGGGUUGCUAGUUGGGUGUGUUGCUAUCCACUGGAUGUGGUAAAGACCAGACUUCAAUCCCAAAUGCAAUCCCCAUUGGACAAUCCACCGCCCAAAUACCUUGGCAUCAUUGAUUGCUUUCGCAAGAGUGUCAAAGAAGAGGGUUUUAGAGUUUUGUGGAGAGGUUUGGGUACUGCCAUUGCUCGGGCUUUUGUGGUAAAUGGAGCCAUCUUUGCUGCCUAUGAGAUAUCUCUCCGGUGCUUAUUUAGCGACAAUAGCCCUGGAAGCAUUCAAAAAGAGGACAACAGAUUAUAGGACAAAGCGGUAUGCUCUGCAACUGGGGCCAGCCAAAUUUUUUCCAAUAUUUU
Telopea speciosissima is the source of this 1103-nucleotide messenger RNA. Its product is annotated as mitochondrial arginine transporter BAC2-like. The transcript has 3 exons. The coding region runs from base 85 to 1050 and encodes 321 amino acids. The record is from RefSeq and is a predicted model, not a curated record. NCBI's taxonomy places the organism in Eukaryota, Viridiplantae, Streptophyta, Magnoliopsida, Proteales, Proteaceae. Gene Ontology annotation, biological process: transmembrane transport. Gene Ontology annotation, molecular function: transmembrane transporter activity.